UGCGUUUUCGCCAAAACCAAACCAAACCAAACCAGGCCGGGCCACCACACUUCUAACGAGCAAGCAAAAUGUUCAAGGUUGCAAUUGUUUUGUCGGUGGCGAUGGCGGCGAUCGUGUCCGCCCAAUAUUACGGUGGCGCCGGUGCCGAAUCGUCCGGUCUCGGGAGUUAUGGCUCCGGCGAUGAGCACAAGGACUACUACGCGUAUCCCAAGUACAAGUACGAGUACGGCGUCAAGGAUGGCCACACCGGAGAUCACAAGAGCCAGUGGGAGGAGCGCGAUGGGGAUGUUGUCAAGGGCGGUUACACUCUGCAUGAAGCUGACGGCACUGAGCGUGUGGUUGAGUACACAUCCGAUAAGCACAACGGUUUCCAGGCCGUGGUGAAGCGCGUCGGUCAUGCCGACCAUCCGCAGGUGUACGGUCACCAGGGUCAGCAGCAGCAGGGGUGUUCUCAUCUAGCAUUCCAAUCAAGUGGAUCAAAAACAGUUCCCGCAACAAUGUUUAAGUUUGUCCUGGUUCUUGCCCUGGCGGUGGCCGUUUCCGCCCAGUGGGAAGGUGGCUUCGAGGGAGGCUACGGCGGUGAGCACAAGGAUUACCCCCAUUCCCACCCCAAGUACAAGUUCGAGUACGGCGUGAAGGACCACAAGACCGGAGACCACAAGAGCCAGUGGGAGUCCCGGGAUGGAGAUGUCGUCAAGGGAGCUUACACGCUGCACGAGGCCGAUGGAACCGAACGCAUUGUGGAGUACUCGUCCGAUAAGCACAACGGAUUCCAGGCCCACGUCAAGCGGGUCGGACAUGCCCAUCACGAGGGAGGUCACUACGGUGGAGAGUCAUCGUCCUUCGGAGGAUUCGGCAACGGUGGAUAUGGCCAUGGUCAUGGACAUGCCAGUAGCUACGCCAACAACAACCUGUACUCCCACCAUCAUUGA
Culex quinquefasciatus (southern house mosquito) is the source of this 932-nucleotide messenger RNA. RefSeq names its product pro-resilin. Lineage: Eukaryota; Metazoa; Arthropoda; Insecta; Diptera; Culicidae. Gene Ontology annotation, cellular component: extracellular matrix. The record is from RefSeq and is a predicted model, not a curated record. The transcript is spliced from 4 exons. Bases 69 to 932 code for a protein of 287 amino acids.